Molecule: messenger RNA, 2046 nt
Organism: Arctia plantaginis
Lineage: Eukaryota; Metazoa; Arthropoda; Insecta; Lepidoptera; Erebidae
Source: the annotation of a GenBank genome assembly
AUGACUGCCCGCAAUGACGAUAUGAACUCUAUUCUGGAUUAUUGUAUAGAAAAUGAUCAGGGAAUUCUUCACCUAAAUCAAAAGACCGAGAAAAUGGAUACAUUCCAACAGGACGGCUUAAUGUCGGACGCUUGGCCGACGUCCGAUGACUUGCUGGAGAACAUAUUCUCCUUGGAGGAAGGCUCCCUCAACUUUCUCGAGGAAGCAAUGCCGGACUUCACACUAUGUGACAACGUGUCGCAACCUUCAGAAGCAAUCAGCAGCUCUUGCUCUGAUAGUGGACUUUCAAGCGACCAGGCUGAGUUUGAUUUCGAGCAACAAUUAUCACCAUUUCUGAUACAAAACUCUUGUGAUGAGGACAUUGGCGCAUCCCCCGUUGGUUUGGAGCCAACCAGUCCCGGCAACGUUCAAGAUGUCAUUAUUCGGAACUCGAACGACACUUCCAACAGUUCGUCCGACGCCAAUGACACAUUUGAUAUGGAGAACUUCGAACAGAACAUUGUUCCCGGAUUCCUUAACAAAAAUACAUUCCAAAGUCCUGGUAAAACCAAUAGGAAACGGCGACUCUCCCAAACACCGCAAGUGGCGGUUCAACCCAAGGUCCAAAGACCAACAGCGAAACUGUCCGUCACUUCCAGCACACCUAAACCACAACUUGUGGUGAAGGCCCAACCCCAGAAACCCGUCAAAGUCGCUAACAUUCAAGUUUUAAACCCGCAAACGAAAGUGUAUUCUAAACCGGUUGAAAGUGUUGCUCCACAAAGACGAGUUAUUCGAGUAGCUCCCAUGGCCGGCAACCCUCGAUCUAUCCUCUUACCAGUUACUAUAAAAGACAUGAAAGAUCUUAGGUCUAUUAAAAUUAUCAACGCGGCAGAUUUAAAGAACGCUUCUAAUCUCAAGCUGGCAGCUGCUAACCUUCUAUCGCAGAGCAAACUACAAGAUUUAAAAUUGGAAUCCCGAAAUGAUUACGACUACGACAACAGCAACAAUUGCGAUGACUCAGGAAGUGAACGUAGCGACGAUGAAGAUGACCACAAAGAACCUGUCGGCGACGGAAAGAAUGGUUACCCACGUUUGGUACUGACGGCAGAAGAACGAAGACUUCUGGCUAAAGAAGGCAUCAGUCUACCCACAAGCUAUCCCUUGACGAAACACGAAGAAAGGGAACUGAAAAGAAUUAGGCGCAAAAUCAGAAAUAAGAUCUCAGCCCAGGACUCGCGUAAAAGAAAGAAGGAAUAUGUUGACGGACUUGAAGACAGAGUAAAGCAAUGUACGGCGGACAACCAGACUUUAAUACGGCGGAUAAAAAUUCUACAAUCGCAGAACCAGUCACUCACGGCACAACUCAAGAGGUUACAGAACGUGCUGACGGGGGUGACGGGUGGCGGCGCGGGCGGCAAGUCUGCGCAGCCCGCCACGUGCCUGCUGGUGCUGCUGCUGUCCGUGGCGCUGGUGGCGCUGCCGUCGGUGCGCGACGAGCUGCGCGCGCCCCCCGCGCGCCCCUCGCCCGCCGCCGCGCCGCCCACCAGGGCGCUGCUCUCCGCCACCAACAAAAUGGUGCUAGACGAAACCGUCAUAGACGACGGCGAGUUCAAUAUGGAUGAGCUGAUCACAUUUAACCGCCCACAUUCCGACCAUGACUACCAGGUCGUAAAGAACUUGGACACGCAUAAAGCGCUGGCCGGAGGAUACGUUGACCUCCCAAUCGAUGAGGACUGGCCCCCGAACCUCAAGAAGCGUAUGAAAAAACUGGAAUUCGAUUACGAGGACGGGAAGGACUACCUCCCGCCCAUCGUAAAGGAGGAAAAUUACGAGAAUUUUUACAAGAAAGAAUCUAAGCUUGACACUGAUAUUAACGAUAACAGUUUCAUACAUAACACGCUGCUAUCAACCGGUCGAAAACUCGGAGAGCUCCUGGACGCACUGCCCCCAAUACCUGUCAAGAACGAGGACCUGGUCAUCGAAGAGAUCUCCGACUAUGACGACACUAGGAACAUCACUGAAAUUAAGAGUUUCGUAGUUAACGGCACCUUGAACGAAUUCUGA